This is a messenger RNA of Colletotrichum siamense, 744 nucleotides long. RefSeq lists its product as uncharacterized. The record is from RefSeq and is a predicted model, not a curated record. Lineage: Eukaryota; Fungi; Ascomycota; Sordariomycetes; Glomerellales; Glomerellaceae. Bases 1 to 744 code for a protein of 247 amino acids. The transcript has a single exon.
AUGUCAGCCGCGGCGCAACGCGGGACACUGGCGCCUCUCCCAGAAAACCACCGGCUGGGCUUGAUCGUCUUGACGGCUUUCUCGCUUUUAUCAUUCGUGUCGACUACUGCCCUGUGGCUUUUCAUCUCGUACAAGCUCCUUUCAGAACGUUUAGAAGAGAGAAGGCGGAAGAAGCGAAGGGCCCGUCGACGAAAUGCAUCCGCCGCAACAGCUGCCGCCCCGCAGUUCCCCGACCUGUCCCUCGGGCUCGAUGCCCCAUGCUCCGGGGCCACCGGCUUUGAGCGUAUUCUGGAGCUGGACCGAUUAGCUGCGGAAGCCCAACAAAGACCGCCCGACACCAUUUCUCAAGAAGCCGAUGAAGAUGCCGAACCACAAGUGCGCAACCCGUUUCCGAUUCUUGUUUACAAUCUUUUGCUUGCGGACAUGAUGGAGGCCCUUGCAUAUGGGCUGAGCUCCUAUUGGGUAGCAGUUGAUGGUAUCUUUGCACCAUCAGGGGUAUGUUGGGCGCAGGGCUGGUUGGGGUCGACGAGCAACUUAGCGGCCAGUCUCUUUCUCGCAGUAAUUGCGGUGAACACUUUUUUGACUGUGGGGUUGGGUAUCAAGCCACCACCAUGGGCAGUUUACACGGCAAUUGCUGGGCUAUGGAUCUUCGACUUCAGCAUCAACGGAGCGGGGGUCCGGGUGGCUGAAGCGGACCCAGAGACUCCCGGCGAGUCCUUCUUCAUGAGAGCUAAUGUGUGGUAA